Lactuca virosa is the source of this 276-nucleotide messenger RNA. NCBI's taxonomy places the organism in Eukaryota, Viridiplantae, Streptophyta, Magnoliopsida, Asterales, Asteraceae. The record is from the annotation of a GenBank genome assembly.
AUGAUGUCAAUGGUUUAUAAUUGGCCUGUUGAACAGGUUGAUAUGAUUGUUGUUACUGAUGGAAGCAGAAUAAUGGGUCUUGGUGAUCUAGGAGUUCAAGGUAUUGGAAUUGCAAUUGGGAAGUUGGAUUUAUAUGUUGCUGCAGUUGGAAUAAAUCCUCAGAGAGUUCUUCCUAUCAUGAUUGAUGUUGGAACCAACAAUGAGAACCUUCUACAAAAUCCCAUGUGUAACUUUUUUUCUUCUCUUCUUGAUUUUUUUUCGAACCUUAUUAAGUAA